GUCUUGGGAAGGAGGUUGGACUCUUUCGGCGGAUGGGGGCGCCUCAUCGCCAUGUGAGGGAGACGGAUCACUGUGGACGUGUUCGAGUAUGUGUGGACGUGUUGUGUAUGUGAACGUGCGUGGGCUUUCCCGGUAAGAAGUAGUAGUCUUCCGCAUAAAUGGGCACAAGCGAGUGGAAACAAAAGGGACUCCAGCUUAAAUCUAGUGAAGAAGACUUGAAGUGAAUUGCGUGCGUGUAGAUGAGCAAGUUGUGCAGUCGUGGAGAAAAAAAAAAAAAACUCCAUCUACUCCUUGCAGGAUUCCAUCGUGACGCUUCGUGCAAAGGAGCUCUGCAGAUGUGCGUGCUGAUCUCCUUCCAGCCGUGACUGCUCCCAUGCCAGUGUGCUGACUCUGACUUUUCCACUCUCUUUUUCGAAACCGGAGAAGAGACAUCGGAGCCGUCUGAUAUUCCAAUGCGAGCGGGUUAGAAAAGCUCUUCCUCUGUUGACAUUUGUGUGCGACACACAUUUAAACACACAUGAAUAUGCUCUGCAUGUAUGAAGGCUGUGGUGAGGAACUUGGAACAAGGCAGAGCUGUGGGCUGCUUCUUUCGCAGGCUCCUCCUACUCCUGAAUCCUCCCUGCUGCAACAUGCAGGCUCAUGUUCACUGUCUGUAUGCUAUUUAGGUGGCUCACAUAUUCGUUAGACUACAUACGUUCUGGAUAACUCAUAAUCUUUUUCAUCUUCAUGGAAUCAUAUCUCAUCGAGACAUUUUGGACAAUUGUUUGUUUUCGGCAACAGAAUGCAGAAGAGCCUAUUCUGUCAAGUCCUUAGAAGCACAUUUGGAUGAAUUUUUAUGUGGAAGAAUUGACCUCAACGCAAUCGAGCACCUUUGCAAAGCAUCAUGGCGGCGGCGUCCUCAGCCUCGUCCGGCCUCCUGCUCUUCCUCCUCACGUCCUCCCCGGCCUGGCUUUCGUCUCCGGCCUCGGCCUUUGACACCGACUGGCACCACAUGACGCCAUCAGCUCCCGCGGAACCUCACUUUACUAAGUGUUCAUCCGGAGACCAGGUGACGUUCAGCUGCUGGUGGAGUCCAGGCAGUUUCAACAAUCUAUCAGACCCUGGAGCGCUGAGGGUCUUCUAUCAGAAACGAGAUAUAGGCUCCUCCACCAAGUACGAAUGGAAAGAGUGUCCAGAGUAUUUCUACUCGAGGCGGGAGUGCUUCUUUGAUAGAAACCACACAGCCAUUUGGACCACCUACUGCAUGCAACUUCGCAGCCGAGACAACGUUACCUAUUUCAACACAGAUGACUGCUUCUCCGUGGAAAACAUUGUACGUCCUGACCCUCCAUUGGCUCUCAACUGGACCUGCCUGAAUGUGAGUCCCUCUGGGCUCACUUACGACGUCAUGGUGACGUGGGAGCCGCCUCCCUCUGCAGAUGUCAAAGUUGGAUGGAUGAACAUUGUCUACGAGGUCCAGUACAGGGAAAAGAACAGCACCAACUGGGAGGCACUGGAGGUUCAGCUGGAGCCACAAACUCAUCAAACAAUCUAUGGACUCCUUGUAGAAAAAGUGUAUGAAGUGCACAUCCGCUGCAGGAUGAAAGCCUUCUCCAAGUUUGGAGACUUUAGUGAAUCUGUUUUCAUUCACAUCGCCGAAAGUCCUAGCAAAGAUUCAUUUUCCCUGCUUACAUUGGUUAUUGUUUUGGGAGUCGUAGCUGCCGUCAUACUCAUCAUGUGGAUUGUGGUAUCACAACAGCACAGGUUAAUGGUCAUUCUGUUGCCACCGAUUCCAGCGCCCAAAAUUAAAGGAGUGGAUCCAGAGAUGUUAAAGAAAGGGAAGCUGGAUGAGCUGAACUUUAUCCUGAGCCAUGGAGGUCUGCUUGGCGGCCCCAUGUACUCGCCAGACUUUUACCAAGAUGAACCAUGGGUGGAAUUUAUCGAAGUGGACGUGAAGGAUCCAGACACUGGGGAAAAGGAGGACAACCAGUCUUCGGACACCGAGAGGCUCCUCGGGGGCUCUCAGCCUGGCAGACACCGAGCGGGCUGCUCCAACGCUCUCGGCUUUCCUGAUGUCGAUGGCGACAGCGACCGCCCUGAUGACCCGAAUGUUCCCGACGAAGACGACGACACGCUCACGUCCACGCUGUUGCCGGGCCAACCCGAUGACAGAGAAGCCUCAGAAGGCUCUCCGGUGCCUUCUCAAAGCGCAACUCCUCAGACUUGGGUCAACACAGAUUUCUACGCCCAGGUCAGCAAUGUGAUGCCCUUCGGGGGGGUGGUGCUGUCCCCUGGCCAGCAGCUACAAACCCAGGAGGGCAAGUUGGCCUCAAAGGAAGAUGCAAAGAAAGGCGGGGAGGAGGAGGAGAAGAAGCAAAAAGCGCUUCAGUUUCAGCUCCUGGUUUUGGAACCGGAUGGCGAGAACAGCAGCCGACAGAUGAUCCCCUCGCCUUACUGCGCCAUGCCCGACGAGCCCCACCCGCCCGUCGAGCCUCGGCUGACCGAAGCCUGCGAGUCGCCUUACAUCUCACCCGACUCCCCCCAGGCUCAGCUCUUUGCCCCCGUGGCGGACUACACGGUGGUACAGGAGCUAGACAGUCAGCACAGUGUUCUGCUCGACCCGCCUCCCGUCCAGUCGGCGCCGUUGUGCCUAUCACAGCACCCCCGCAAAGCCCUCCCCGCUAUGCCCGUGGGGUACGUCACCCCAGACCUCCAGGGGGUGCUUUCACCUUGAACGCAACACCUUAAGACCAGAAGGUUUGCAGACUUUUGCUGGAGGCAAAUUGACUCGCAGCGAGCCGGGAGGGGACUUGAACGUGCGCCCCCCGCUGUCUUACAUCCACGUCGGCAAAAUGUAUUUCACGCACUUUGUGUUCUGUUUCCCUGUAAACGGCGGAGGAGAGACAUUUUUAUAAAAGCAAUCAGUUUACCGCUUGCGUAUCUUUAGCAAAUUGCCAAAGUCUUGACAGUCUGCUUCAAAGACGACAGAAGAAGCAUGCGCCAUCGUUUACUCUUCGUAGUGUGCAUCAUUGACACAACUUUGUGUGCUUACACGAGAUAUAGAACUAUGAAUAUUCUACUCAAACAGCGUAAGAAGCUAGGAUAUAUAAAAAAAAAUUGCUACAAUAAUUGUUUUUGUCAUUGCGCAUUGUUCACAUGCUGGCCAAAUUUUGAGACAGUGACUUUAUUUGUUGGAUUUGUGAAUGUUCAUUCGGAGAUGAGUGAAAACUCGAUGGAAACAGACGAUGCGACAACUAAUCCUGUCAAAAAGUUUGCUAAAGAAUACUUUAGCACCAUAAUCUGUAGUGCAUUUUCUCUCAUAGUGACAAACAAUAUAGGACAGAAGUCCGCUGUGAGGCGUUCAGUGACACUAAGGAAAUUGCAUAAGCGCAGUUUAUGGCCAGAAAGGAGUUUCCGCCUUUUGAUCUUGACCUCAUUUUGAUUUCAAUCCAUAGGAAUCACGUAAACUGGACUUUAAAUCAGAAGGAUUGCUUUACCACAAUAAGUUUCUCUACAUGUAGCUGAUUGACACACACGCACACAAACAACUAGUAGCAGCUCAACUACUACCCACUUAAAAUGUUAUUUGAAAUGUUUUCAUGUAUGUUUAUGUCAAAUAAUUCAGGGAUGGCGAAGGGAUCGAGUCGAAAGAAUGUGAAGGUGUGUCCUUAGGUGUGACUAAACACAGUGUUAGCAAUCGCUUUUUUUACGGUUGUGUUAAAUGUUUGUCGUGCCUGUGUUGAUGUAUGUUUAACUCCUCAUGAUCAUAAAAAUGGUAUUUACACUCGGCUAGGGAAUAAUUGCAAAAUUGCAUGACUGCGUACGUGAUCAUAAAAUACAUAAAAGGCUAUAAUUUCGCAAAUGUGAAUUAAAAGUUAGAGAACUUGCAAAAGGGAUACACCCCCCCUUUUUUUUUCCUAUUUUAAUUUUUAAAUGUGCUAGAACGUGGGGUGACUUGGGAAUGGAAAACUUGAAAAGUGUUUCACUAAUACUACACCCGUUAGGUGACAACAGAGAUAAGUUCUAUUUUAUUGGGAAGACAAUGAAAAUAUAUUUAGAUUUCUAUAUAUUUAGAGAUAGCAAAUAUAUUGCAGCCCGGUACUUUUGCAUUUGUUGAAGAUUAAUUUAAGGGAGAGCUAGCAUUAUUGUACCGUUCAUUUAUAUUUGUUGGGGAAAAACCUCCAGAGCUCACAAUGCUGCUACCAUUGCGCAUGUGUGCGUGCGCUUAUGUCAUCUGCAUCUUGGUGAUGAAUGAACAGUGAUACAAAGAAAAAAUUUCCGUCGUAUGGAAAAGAUUCUCUAAAAAAAAAUAGAUGAAAGUUUCCUGCAGGGAAACCCGGUGUGUGCAAACUGGAACGCAAUCAGUGACUAGCAGUCGAGCGGUCAUUUCUUCAAGCUUUGUGUGGAGGCGUUAACUGCGAUGUAAUUGUAAAAUGCACCCGUGUAAAAUUACCAGCUCACAAUGAGUUCAUUCUUUACGUAGUGCAGAUUUUUUUAUUUUUUUUUAUGUUACAGACACUUUAUGAGCACUUUGUACAUGUAUGUUAGACAUCAACAUUGCGUGAGAAUUUAGUUAGAUUUUAUUCAAAUGGUAGAGUUUACUUUUAUUGUCUUAUUUUGAAUUAAAUAUUUCCCGAAUGAUAGAUUAUGGGAAAAUGUGUUUUUGUUUUUUAAUGGCACUUGUCAACUGGUGGGUGUCAGAUAGCUAGUAGAAAAAGUUGCUUGUAUUCAGAUUUUUAUUUUUUUCCGUUGCAGUACGGAGGCAAAGCUACCAAGGUCCCACACGGAUUAAGAAAGGGACAAGAAAUGUUGCUUCCUCAUGUUCUAGGGACAAGUUCACUCUGUAAACCAAAAUGCAACUGCCUCUGGCUGGCUGACCUCCAGGCUUGCAAUAUGCUUUUGGUGGUACAUCAUUGUUUUCAUAGGCUAUAUUUAAACCCCCUAAAAUAUUGUUCUUAACUUUAACAAUAGGAAACUGUGGGACAGCAGCUGAGAAUCACUCUUCAUGAUCUUUUAUUUUUAGGAUUUCAUCUUCCAAAUUGCUUGUCCUCACAAAGGUCAAGGGUGUUUUUUCGAAAACACCAGGGAGUUUGUUGUUGGCUGUUGGUAUAAUUUUAUAUAAUUAUCAGAUACAUUCUCAUUCAAAUAAAAAAUAGCUUUAUAUAGUAUAGUAAGUAUGCAGUCAGAUAUUUUAAGGUGUCUAUAAAUCAUUUUAUAAUUUCCCAAGUGUAAAUGUAUUUUAUUUUGAGGGGAGGCAUGUUUUUGUAACAUUGUUUAUUCCGACUUAAUUCUCCUAGCAACAUGUACAUCUUCAGAUGUUUAAAUGAUAAUUAGACUCACUAUAUUGAGUUUAGUCUAGUUUUUUUUAAUACUAAGACAAUGAGAAACCUUUAUUAUCAACGAGCUUCAAUUUGAAGCUACAGCCUGCGUUUAAACAUGGAAUUUUACACAACCAGAUUGAUGGAAUCAUAAACUGUGAGCUAUGUGUUAAUUUGCAUAGAAGAUGUAUGAACAGCUUGAGGUAGGUGCUAUAAGCCACUUUCACGCUGUCUGUUAAAGCUGGCAUUUUCUCGUCCUUGCAGCACUAUCAGAGGUGUGAUGGGGUGGAAGUGGGGGGGUUCUUAAAUAUGAUGUUUCAUAUCACAAUUAUGUGAUUGUGUCUAUAAUCCUGCUUUUUGUGUAAAAAGCUUUGAUGCAACAGGUUCUUCUGUGUAAAAUUGGCUUUAGUUUUAAUGCUUCCACUGCAAACAAUCUUGUGUUCCUACUGCUUUGCCAAAAUGAUGAUUAUUUCCCUGUGGCGGGCAGGCUGACUCACUGCUUGGUAUUCAGUUUUUAGUUGUUGUUUCAUAAUUUAGUCCAACAGACCCAUACGCCAUACAGGGUUCAUCCUCGGCAACAUUGUUUAUCCAAGUUCAGCGGUGUCUUGGCUUAAGUUUAAUUCAAUCAAAUCACCCAUUGACGUAAAUGGAAAUGCCACAAACAUCAUUUUUUUAAAGUAACACUCUAUAGUAUAUACUAAAUAUAAAAACAUACUAUAAAUGUACUGUAUAAAAUCAUACAGAAAUAACAAUGGAUCGUUUUGGCUUAAUAUAAUAAUAAUUCAUAUAAUUGAAUGCUAAGAACAAUGUUGGCCCUCAAUGAUGUGAUAUUUUCUUAGCAGUUAAACCUUGUCAAUGUUGUAUCUGUGAUUGACACAAUAAAUUUAAAUAUGCCAUAUUGUAA
Messenger RNA from Syngnathus typhle (broad-nosed pipefish), 6201 nucleotides. It is a transcript of the gene ghra, whose product is annotated as growth hormone receptor a. Gene Ontology annotation, cellular component: extracellular region; external side of plasma membrane; growth hormone receptor complex. Gene Ontology annotation, biological process: positive regulation of receptor signaling pathway via JAK-STAT; cytokine-mediated signaling pathway; growth hormone receptor signaling pathway. The coding region runs from base 884 to 2713 and encodes 609 amino acids. Gene Ontology annotation, molecular function: growth factor binding; growth hormone receptor activity; hormone activity. The record is from RefSeq and is a predicted model, not a curated record. The transcript has 11 exons. NCBI's taxonomy places the organism in Eukaryota, Metazoa, Chordata, Actinopteri, Syngnathiformes, Syngnathidae.